Trifolium pratense (red clover) is the source of this 2641-nucleotide messenger RNA. RefSeq names its product dnaJ homolog subfamily C member 2-like. The record is from RefSeq and is a predicted model, not a curated record. The transcript is spliced from 2 exons. Lineage: Eukaryota; Viridiplantae; Streptophyta; Magnoliopsida; Fabales; Fabaceae. Gene Ontology annotation, biological process: 'de novo' cotranslational protein folding; regulation of translational fidelity. Gene Ontology annotation, cellular component: cytosol. Gene Ontology annotation, molecular function: Hsp70 protein binding; ribosome binding. The coding region runs from base 345 to 2336 and encodes 663 amino acids.
GGGCCAAUUGACCCAACAUUUAUCCAACCCUAAGUCACACAUGUUCUCGCAGCAGCUUGUUAACGAGUAAUAAUGACCGAAGCUCCCAUCUCCUCUCACUUUGAACUCUGAACCCUAAAUUAAAACACUUGCUUCACCAUCCAUCUAAACCUACUCCCAAUUUUCACUCCGAUCGCGGCACAUAAAGAUUCCAAUUUCAUCACUUUCGCAUCCGACAAUUACUUUUCCAUCUCUUCCAGGAGAGAUUGGAGUCAUUAUAAAGUUAAAUUUGAGGCAGUGAUUCUAUUUAAGUUGAAGGGUAUCAAGUAUUUGCAGAUUUUAUAUUUUGUUGGUCAGCCUCCACGAUGGCUGUUCAUACAAAAUAUCGUCUCAUUACUUACUCACCGGAGAUUGUAGAUGGGAAGCCUAUUUUUGUUUCGUCGAAUUGUCUACCGGCUAAGGCGUUGAAAUAUGAGCCGGCAGGUCAUUCUUUUCAUUCUGCUGCACUUAAACUUAUGGGUGUUAAUGAAGAAAAAGAUAACAAAGAUGAUAAUAAGAAAGUGGUUGGCGAUAAGGAACAAGCUUAUUUGCCAACUGAUUCUUAUAGCAGCAAGAGCAAAAAGAAAUCUGGGGAUAAAGACAAACAACAACAGGAUCACUAUGCAUUAUUGGGGUUGAGCCAUCUUAGGUAUCUUGCUACGGAAGAUCAAAUUCGUAAAAGCUAUCGUGACGCUGCCUUGAGGUUUCAUCCGGACAAACAAGCUGCUCUUCUACUUGCCGAGGAAACUGAGGCUGCGAAGGAGGCUAAGAAGGUUGAAAUAGAAACUCAUUUCCUGGCAAUCCAGGAGGCAUAUGAAGUGUUGGUUGAUCCCACCAAGAGAAGAAUUUAUGAUUCUACCGAUGAGUUUGAUGACGAGAUUCCAACCGACUGUGCUCCACAAGACUUCUUCAAGGUGUUUGGUCCAGCUUUUAUGAGGAAUGGGCGGUGGUCGGUUACUCAACCAAUUCCAUCAUUAGGUGAUGAUAAGACUUCAAUAAAGGAAGUUGACAGUUUCUACGAUUUUUGGUAUUCCUUUAAAAGCUGGAGAGAGUUUCCCCAGGAGGAUGAGUGUGAUCUUGAUCAAGCUGAAAAUCGAGAGCAUAAAAGGUGGAUGGAAAGGCAGAAUGCAAAACUUUCGGAAAAAGCUAGGAAGGAAGAGUAUGUACGGAUCCGCACACUUGUUGAAAAUGCUUAUAAGAGGGACCCUAGAAUAUUGAGAAGAAAGGAAGAGAUAAAGGCUGAGAAGAAAAGGAAAAAAGAGUCCAAGUUCAUGGCAAAGAAGUUGGAGGAGGAAGAAGCAGCCAGAAUUGCUGAAGAGGAGAAAAAACGAAAAGCAGAGGAAGAUAAAAAAGCUGCUGAAGCUGCUUUGCAACAGAAAAAGGUGAGGGAGAAAGAGAAAAAGCUCUUGCGGAAGGAGCGGACACGCCUUCGAACUCUCUCAGGACCUAUCUCGUCACAACACAUAUUUGAUAUUUCUGAAGACAAUGUAGAAGAGCUUUGUAUGUCAUUUGAUAUUGAUCAGUUGAGGGGUUUGUGCGAGAAAAUGGAAGGCAAAGAGCUGUUAGAGCAGGCAGAAGCUCUAAGAGAUGCAGUGAGUGGCAAGAAACAUGUUGUUGAUGAAAAAAGUAAUCAACAAAAUGGCACUGUCAAGGCUAAUGGAAGCAGUAGUUCUCUAGCAGGCUAUGCAGAGAAGAAGGAGAAACCUUGGACUAAAGAAGAGAUCGAGCUAUUGAGGAAAGGAGUGCAAAAGUUUCCCAAAGGAACUUCAAGGAGAUGGGAGGUUGUUUCAGAAUACAUUGGCACUGGAAGAUCUGUUGAAGAAAUAUUGAAAGCUACUAAAACCGUUCUCCUCCAGAAGCCCGAUACAGCCAAAGCUUUUGACACAUUUCUUGAGAAAAGGAAACCUGCUGCACAAUCAAUUGAAUCUCCACUGUCAACCAGAGAAGAACUGGAACGGGUAUCAAUACCAGCAACAACACCCGAAAAUAGUGCUGCCUUCUCAACAACAACAACAACACCACCAACACCAACACCAGUGGCAACGACAAAAACAACACCAACAGCACCAACGAUGACGACAACUACAGCAACAAAAAACAUCAUCAACUCAGAAGAAUCUCAAGGAGUUUCAGAACAGGAAGUGUGGUCUGCAGUACAGGAAAGAGCACUAGUUCAAGCUUUAAAAACCUUUCCAAAGGAAGCUAACCAGAGAUGGGAACGAGUAGCUGCAGCUGUACCUGGGAAGACUGUGAACCAAUGCAAGAAGAAAUUUGCCAUGAUGAAGGAAAAUUUCAGGAACAAGAAAACUGCAGUUUGAUUUAUCAUUCAUAGACCAAAUCUGUUGAAUUUUUCCCUCUCUUGCUUUUUAAAUUUUAUAACUUAACAGAGUAUGGGCUGCUGCUCAAUCGUAGCUAGGCAUCUUGAUCAUUAUUUAAACCAAUAUUCUAUCAUAGCACCGGAUAUAUGUACCAUUUUUGUCUUGAAAGAGAGUUUUGUUUUUUAAAUUUGUUUUGUCUCAUAGUUGUCUCCAGCAGAAAGGAUGCAUUUAUCGUUUUUAUAGUUGCUUCUAUAUCUUUAUCUUCAUAUUUAUAAAAGUAAUCGAGUUUGAAGUUUCCAAUGCAA